Episyrphus balteatus (marmalade hoverfly) is the source of this 1587-nucleotide messenger RNA. RefSeq lists its product as uncharacterized. The transcript has a single exon. NCBI's taxonomy places the organism in Eukaryota, Metazoa, Arthropoda, Insecta, Diptera, Syrphidae. The coding region runs from base 80 to 1414 and encodes 444 amino acids. The record is from RefSeq and is a predicted model, not a curated record.
UUUCCCGCAACGCAAACAAUUCAUUCAGUUGUUAUUGACACUUUAACAGUAACUUUUAUUCCUCGAUUCAUUUGACAGAAUGUACUUUGCUACAAGCAUAAUAAUCGGGCUCGCAUUCGGGUCAGCAAUUUUUGCUGCAAUCGUUUUGAUAUUGCGACGAAAAUCAAAUUGCAUCUUCGGAAUAUAUCCCGAAAAGGGCAUUUUUUAUCGACUUAAGUACCCUCUGGCUAUGCAGUUUGUUAAAUACUGGAGGCGAAAAAUCUUCACUGAACAUGAGAACGAAUUGAAUUCUGCAGAAUACCUACAAUCUUUGGAGAAACCCCAAAUUUUAGCUAGCAAUCCAAAGUCUUACGAUGUUGUUUCAUUUUUUGGCGCGAACGAAAAGGGUUACAAGUUUAUGAUCACCAUAGAACGUCGUCGUAGAGGUGUCACACGGGCUGCAUUUUAUCUUUGGAUACCAAAUCGUGGUUUGUUUUCGUCACCGAAUCUACCGGAAAUGGUGCACUUUACAACUGAUGGCAAUAGUGAAAGUGAAGAAUUUGUAGCUAAAGGCUUUAGAAUCUAUCCAAUGGAAUGUAUGCGUCGUUGGAGGGUUACUUAUAUUGGUGAAGUAAAGCAGGGUACAAAUCGAUAUGCUUUUGAAUUUGACGGUGAGUUUUCUUCGGAACUGGAUCAUUUUGAUUACAACAGACAUCUUAGCUCUUCUGUUAUUGCGGAUUCUGUUGCCCGAGAAGCUUGGGACGAUAGUUUCUUCCAUAUGGCUUGGAAUGUUGAUAACAUUUUAAAGACUAGAAUUCACUACGAACAAUCUGGAAAAAUAAAUGGAACCUUUCAGCUUGGUGAAGAGUCUAAAAUUCAACUUUGUCUAAGUGCUUUUCGUGAUCAUAGUUUCGGAACGGAUCGUUGCCUUUCGUCGAUUUAUAGAUAUGUCUAUUUUGCACUUUUCCUGGACGAUGGCACAAAUUUGGUUGUGGGAAUUUUGUGUCAACCAUCUUUUUUCUUAUCUUCCUUGAAGGUCGGAUAUAUUUGCUUGCCCGAAGGCGGUGGCUACGAACCAAUUACGAGUUGUAAUUUCGAACUUUAUUCUUAUGGGGAGAGAGGAGUCCCACCGAACCAUCAAAAUUUUAUAGUUGAGACUAAGGAUCGCAGGCAUUUUGUCCAGAUUAAAUCAUGUGAUAGUUCUAUUCGUUAUGUUGGAGGAAAUUGGGAGUCCAAAGUCUACAACCAAUUUGUUUCGUGCACAGUGAAUGGCAUCGAUGGACAUGGAAUCGCAGAAUAUUUGUAUCGUAAUAAAACUGGCCGUUGUAAGACUGCCACAGAAAAUGAUCCCGAUUGGUACAAAGAAAUAAAGUCCAAUGAUAGAAGAUCAAGCAACGGAGAGCUACUUGAUGACUGGGUUGGUGUGGUUUGGUAGAACUUCUAUUAAGUUAGAUAACUAACAUUUUGAAUUGUGAUUUUUUUAGUUCAAACUCAAUUAAUUUGUUUUAGUAUGUAUAAGUGUUUAAGCAUAAGUUGCAAUCAAAAGACUUGAUAAGUACUAAGUUAAAUAUAAGUUUAAUAAAAUUUUAUAAUCAAUUAGAUAUAUUA